Molecule: messenger RNA, 1930 nt
Organism: Mastomys coucha (southern multimammate mouse)
Lineage: Eukaryota; Metazoa; Chordata; Mammalia; Rodentia; Muridae
Gene: Marco
Product: macrophage receptor with collagenous structure
Exons: 17
Coding region: 248-1807 (519 amino acids)
Cellular component (GO): membrane
Source: RefSeq, a predicted model, not a curated record
UAACAGGCAGCUUCCCCACACAACAGCUCCUCAUGUGAACAGCUUGACUUUUAAGCAAAAAUCAACUCUACACCAAGGAGUAGCCUGGUCCCCAGAGUCAGGAAACAUUGUGCAAAUUGAAGAAUCACUGCCAAAGGGAAGUUGUGUGCAUCUCCAGCUAGCUGCCGCAGUUAAAUGGGAGCCCUGCUUCCUCCUGGGGGAGCAUUUCUGCUGGCCGCAGGGCUUUGGCCACCUAUAAAGCUUGGCAAUGGGAAGUAAAGAAUCCCUCAAGGAGGAAGCCUUCUUGGGCAGCACAGAAGACAGAGCCGACUUUGACCAAGCCAUGUUCCCUGUGAUGGAGACCUUCGAAGUCAAUGAUCCGGUACCCAAGAAGAGAAAUGGGGGGACCUUCUGCAUGGCAGUCAUGGCUGUCCACCUGAUCCUGCUCACGGCAGGUACUGCACUGCUGCUGAUUCAAGUUCUCCAUCUGCAGGAGCAUCUCCAGAUGCCAGGAAUGUGCUGUGGCAACGGAUCGCUAGCUGCCGAGGACAAUCCACUCUCCCUGCUGCAGUGGGCACAUCCCAAAACACAGCCGGUACCCAGAGCGCAGGGGCUGCAAGCCUUGCAGGCCCAGCUCAGUUGGGUCCACACCAGCCAGGAGCAACUACGACAGCAGGUCAACAACCUCACUCAAAAUCCAGAGUUGUUCGGGAUUAAAGGUGAACGAGGCUCUCCAGGUCCAAAAGGGGCCCCAGGUAGGCCUGGAAGCCCUGGCCUACCUGGGCCAUCUGCUGAGAAGGGAGAAAAGGGGGCUGCGGGUCGUGAUGGAACCCCAGGUGUCCCAGGACCCCAGGGCCCACCAGGCAGCAAGGGAGAAGCAGGCCUCCAGGGAUUCACGGGUGCACCGGGGAAGCCAGGAGCAGUUGGUGCUCCAGGACCUCAAGGAGAGAAGGGCAGCAAAGGUGACAAAGGUCUCACUGGCCCCAAGGGGGAACACGGCAUCAAGGGAGACAAAGGGGACCUAGGCCUUCCAGGAAACAAAGGAGACAUGGGCAUGAAGGGAGACACAGGGGCCAUGGGGUCCCCUGGAGCCCAGGGAGGUAAAGGUGAUGCUGGAAAACCAGGCCUACCAGGUUUGGCUGGAUCUCCUGGAACCAAAGGUGAUCAAGGAAAACCCGGAGUGCAGGGUGUUCCAGGCCCUCCAGGUGCACCAGGCCCUUCAGGUGCCAAGGGUGAGGCAGGACACACUGGUCCCCCUGGGCCAAGAGGACCCACAGGGAUUGCUGGGAAUCCAGGGCCUGCAGGUCUGAAAGGAAGCAAGGGAGACACAGGAAUUCAAGGACAGAAAGGCACAAAAGGAGAAUCAGGAGUCCCAGGCCUUGUAGGCAGAAAAGGAGACACUGGAAGCCCUGGGCUGGCAGGCCCCAAAGGAGAACCUGGACGAGCCGGUCUGAAGGGAGACCCUGGGAUGAACGGGUCUCCCGGCCAGCCAGGACAAAAGGGAGAAAAAGGUCAAAAAGGUGGAUCCAUCCAAGUCGUCCGGAUCGUGGGUAGCACCAACAGAGGUCGAGCUGAAGUUUACUAUAACAAUAACUGGGGGACAAUUUGUGACGAUGGUUGGGAUAAUAAUGAUGCCACUGUCUUCUGUCGCAUGCUCGGUUUCUCCAGCGGGAGAGGACUUACCAGCUUUGGAGGUGGCUCUGGGACUAUCUGGCUGGACGAUGUGAGCUGUCUGGGGACGGAGAGCAGUCUGUGGGACUGCGGGAAGAGCUCCUGGGGCUCUCACAAUUGCAACCAUAGUGAAGAUGCAGGCGUGGAAUGCCGCUGACUUGGGGGCCCGAGAGGGGUCAUCGGUGUGUCCCCAGGUGUCUUUGGGCUCCACCCACAUGGAAGUCUGUGGGCUCACUAACUUUGUUGAGGGGAAAUUAAUAAAGCUCAACUGGGGAUCUGA